Molecule: messenger RNA, 1795 nt
Organism: Paramuricea clavata
Lineage: Eukaryota; Metazoa; Cnidaria; Anthozoa; Malacalcyonacea; Plexauridae
Source: the annotation of a GenBank genome assembly
ACAUUUAAAGACCAUCCGUUAACCCGAACUCACAAGUGGCAUAAUCAGGGUAUAAAUACGACAGUUGGUACAAAUAGUUCAAACCCCAAGCAGUCAGACCCUCGUUACGAGCCUAACACAUCGUUAUUAACCACUAUAUUAUUAUUUGGAACUGUUCUUCUUACUGUUCGCCUUCGUAAGUUUCGACACAGUCAUUUCUUUGGCAGAAAGGUACGUUACCAGCCGAUAACUUCAUGAAACAAAGUAGGAAACAAACUCAUGAGGUUAAAUAGAAUUAAGCAAGGCUAACGGCAGAUGUAUUAUGCAUGCAUGAGGGAAGCCCAUGACGUCACAGCUGUUAUUAAGGGGUUGUGCCUUAAUAACCGUUCGUGGCGACCUGAUCGGAUCAAUUGCCUGUUUUUGCCUUGCCUUGUUGCAGCAAGUUGUGCUUGUUAAACUUGGUUAGUUCAACAAGUACAAUGUAUAGACCACUAUACAGGGUGUAUCAAAAAAAACUGAACAGAUUUGAAAUUGCUCUCAAUUUCGCAAAACACCUAUUUGUAUCCGGUUUUUUAUGGAUAUAGCUUCUUUGGGUACUUAUAAUGUAGAAUAAUGAAAAAAAUUUCUUGAACUCAAAUAUUGUGAACCAGGGGGGGGUGUCUUUUCCAACAAACCAAAAAUGGCUCGCGCACAAAAUUUAAAAGCUGCAAUCAUAUUUUAAGUUAACAGAUGGAAAAUUUGUCGGGCUUUUAAUUACUGUACAAAAUUUCAGACAAUUUGGUUUAGUUUAAGCGCCUUAACUAUUCACGCAAAGUUACAUUUUUCCUAAAAAUCAGCUAUUUCCAUGCUUAAUUAAUGCAUUUGCCUAAUUUGCAUAUGUCAGCAAUAUGCAAAUUAGGUAAAGGCAUUAAUUAAGCAUGCGAAAGGCUGACUUUUUAGAACAAAAUGAAUAGUUAAAGGCUUACACUAAACCAAAUUGUCUGAAAUUUUGUACGGUAAUUAAAAACCCGACAUAUUUUCCAUCUAUUAACGCAAAAUAUGAUUACAGCUUUUAAAUUUUGUGCGCGAGCCAUUUUUAGUUUGUUGGAAAAGACACACCCCCCUGGUCCACAAAAUUUGAGUUCGACAAAUUUUUUUCAUUAUUUUACAUUAUAAGUACCCAAAAAAGCUAUAUAUGUAAAAAACCGGAUACAAAUAUGUGUUUUGCGAAAUUGAGAGCAAUUUCAAAUCUGUUCAGUUUUUUUUUAUACACCCUGUAGAUUGUAUUUCUUCCACUGACUCGUCAAUGUGACAGCUGCUGGAGGGAUGCCUUCACAGAAUUGUCAUGGCGAACUCCUAUGCUGCUAUUUUACCGGCUGCUGCUGUAAUUGUUGUUGCUGCUCUGUUACUAAUCUGUUGCCGCAUUCUUGCUAUGCAGAGAACCUAUAAUUGCGUGCAUUUUUCACAGGAAUCACAGUUGCUCUGGUUAGGUCUAAAAAAUGUAUAAAAUUUACACUUUUGUAUAAUUUUCCUCCAUAUUUUUCCAGGGACGUCGGACAGUAAGCGACUUUGGAAUGGCGAUCUCUAUAUUCGCCAUGACAUUACUGGACUUCUCCAUCAAGGACGUCUAUACACAAAAGAUGCCUGAACUAUCAAGUCUACAACCUACAGUCCCCGAGAAGCGUGGAUGGUUCGUGGGUCCCGCGGGGAUCCACGCGGGAUGGAUGUUCGCCGCAGUUAUCCCGGCAGUCUUUGUGAGCAUUCUGUUGUUUAUGGAAACAGAACUGACGGGAAUUGUUUUGAACAAGAAAGAGAACAACCUGCGCAAAGGCGCCGG